CCCGUGGGAGGCGCUGCGGACCGACGGCCGGAGCUCGGCGAGGCCGCGGGACGGCAGGACGGCAGGUCGGCAGGUGGGCAGAAUUUCCACAUUGAUUGGUGAACAGUGGAAAAUCUGAAGAGAUGCGAGCAGGAAAAAGAAACUAAACCAGGCCUGACGAGCGAUGCGACAGGCAUGAUGGAAGUCGAGUCCUCCUACUCGGACUUCAUCUCCUGUGACCGGACUGGCCGUCGGAACGCAGUCCCUGACAUCCAGGGAGACUCCGAGGCCGUGAGCGUGAGGAAGCUGGCUGGAGACAUGGGCGAGCUGGCACUGGAGGGGGCAGAAGGACAGGUGGAGGCAGGCACCUCGGACAAGGAGGCCAGCAACCAGCCAGAGAGCAGCGACGGGACCACCUCAUCUUGAGUCUGACCUUGCCCAGGGAGGCUGGAGAGAGACUGCUGUCCCCACCCGGACAGGGAGCCCUGGAGCUGGCCGGACAGCCUCUUCUCUGAGCCCCAUGUUCCAGGCAAACAAGGCCAGACUGAAAGGCACCCCCAGAGGCCGCCGCGGCCCUUACCUGGGAAGGCCCUCCGCCCACACCCGCUGGCCCCGCACUACCACCUCCUCACUGUGCCCAGGUACACUUUCAAGACACUUUAACCGCAGGAUGUUAUUUUUCCAUUGGCACCGGGACUCGGGGGCUGCGCCCUGCCCGCCUGGGUGAGCAGCCCCUCCCCCGAAGAAGGCUCCUCUCCUGGCGGCCUGGGCAGGGGCCACGCCCCUCUUCUCCGAUCCCAGCCUCCUAGGCCAAGGCCAUCUGAUCUCUUUUUUGGAAAAUCACUUUUAAACUUUUAAAAAAUUUUAAACAUUUUUCAGCAGAGAGGGAAGGAGCCGACAAUCAAUUCACUUUUGGUUUUUGAAAGCCAUUUUAAGCUAAACUCUGAGCAUCGGUGCAGCUCUGAGGUUCCCUCGUGGAGCUUCACAAUCGGUUUUUAGGGAAGGGACUUUUGUGCUCAAAACUACCUGAUCAACUUUGUGCCCUUUCUUUCUACCAAGAUGAAUAACACCUGGGACCCAGGAAAUAAAUGCUGAUGAUUUGUGUGAUGGGU
Messenger RNA from Pteronotus mesoamericanus, 1091 nucleotides. RefSeq names its product cAMP-dependent protein kinase inhibitor gamma (gene PKIG). Bases 175 to 405 code for a protein of 76 amino acids. NCBI's taxonomy places the organism in Eukaryota, Metazoa, Chordata, Mammalia, Chiroptera, Mormoopidae. The record is from RefSeq and is a predicted model, not a curated record. Gene Ontology annotation, biological process: negative regulation of cAMP-dependent protein kinase activity. Gene Ontology annotation, molecular function: cAMP-dependent protein kinase inhibitor activity. Gene Ontology annotation, cellular component: cytoplasm; nucleus. The transcript is spliced from 4 exons.